UAUAAUAAAGUCAGAGAGAGAUAGCGAGAGAAAAAACUCGGUGGUUCAUUCCUGGUGAAACUAUAUUUGUUCCUCGAAUAGAAAUGACACAUUGACAAGGAAACAGAAUGUGUCUGGUUUCAAACCUAACUUUUUUUUAGUAGUCCUUGGUUAUUCCCCGUUUAACUGUGAAUUUUUACCUUCUCGUAUCCUCCCAAAGUGGUCUGAUUGUAGAAACAUAUUUAGUCACUCACUGAGUGAGCGAGGAUGUCGUUUCGAGUUGUUCGCUCAAGUAAGUUCCGCCAUGUGUACGGACAACCACUGAAGAGGGAGCAGUGUUUUGAUAACAUUCGGGUAUCAAAGUCAUCAUGGGACUCUACGUUUUGUGCUGUAAACCCCAAAUUCCUCGCCAUCAUUGUGGAGUCUGCGGGAGGAGGUGCCUUUGUUGUGUUGCCAUUGAAUAAGGUCGGGAGGAUUCCUCCAGACUAUCCACUGGUAGGUGGACACAAAGGACCCGUUUUGGAUAUUGCAUGGUGCCCCCACAAUGACAAUGUGAUUGCCAGUGGUUCCGAGGACUGCGUCGUCAAAGUCUGGCAGAUCCCGGACCAUGGUCUGGGAAGGACUUUGACAGAGUCAGUUGUUGAUCUACAGUAUCAUCAACGAAGAGUUGGUCUAGUCCUUUGGCAUCCAACCGCUUUAAAUAUUUUAUUAACUGCAGGCAGUGAUAACCAAGUAGUAAUUUGGAAUGUUGGAACUGGUGAGCCUUUGGUAGAGAUGGACUGCCAUCCUGAUCUUGUGUAUUCAGCUUGUUGGAAUUGGGACGGUUCGCAACUCGUCACAACAUGCAGGGAUAAGAAGAUUCGCAUAAUUGAGCCUCGUACUGGAAGGAUCAUGGUGGAGUCAAUAAGCCACGAAGGAAGUAAAGGAACCCGAGCAAUAUAUCUUAAAAACGGACUGAUCUUCACAACCGGUUUUAGCAAGAUGAGUGAACGCCAGUAUUCCUUGCGAUCUCCGGAUAACUUGGAGGAACCCAUUGUAACCGUAGAACUUGACACGUCAAAUGGUGUAAUGUUCCCCCUUUACGAUCCAGACACCAAUCUAGUCUACCUGUGUGGCAAGGGUGACAGUGUUGUUCGAUACUUUGAGGUUACUGCUGAACCGCCAUUUGUUCACUACAUCAAUACCUUUCAAACUCCCGACCCACAGCGUGGUAUUGGGAUUAUGCCGAAGCGUGGUUGUGAUGUUAAAUCAUGCGAAGUUACUCGUCUCUUCCGUCUGAAUAACUCUGGUUACUGUCAAAUUAUCAGCAUGACUGUCCCUCGAAAGUCGGAAUUGUUUCAAGAAGAUUUAUACCCGGACACGCCUGGAGAUGAACCCGCAAUAACAGCCGAAGAAUGGAUCGGUGGGAAAGACGCUGAACCAGUUAUGAUUUCUCUAAAAGAUGGAUAUAACAGUUCCGUGAAAAAGAAUGAAUUGAAAGUGAAGAAGAAGGCUAACAUCUUAACGAAGCGGUCGGCAGGCGGCAGUGGGUCUUCGCAUGCUUCAGGUGGUGGGUCUGAAUUAGAGGAUGAACCUGAAGAUGAACCAAUCAGCUUGGCUCAGUCCGUAUCGUCUAUGAAAAUCUUGGAGGAUAUGCAAGAUGAGAUUCGCAAGUUGAAAGCUAUGAUUGUAAAGCACGAGAGAAGGAUUCGGGUGUUGGAGCAAGCCGAUGCGCGUCCUGCACUUCCCGUGUCUGAACCACCUCCUACAAUCACUGUGAAUAACAAUACUGGCCAUCCUCCGGAAGAUAUGGCCCCUGAUGAAGUUUAAUCAUCUUUCAUAAUUGUAUUACUAUUAUGAAUAAUUUAUCUCUAACAACCCAUCCUUUAUGAAAGUCAACUAACUCCAAAACUCUCUCUAUACUCUAUACCAAUGUAUUUUGUCCACUAAUCACCAUUUUAUUUAAUGUACCCCCGAGUCAAAAUUUUACCAAUUGGUUAAUUAUGUAGCUUCAGUAGACUAGAUCGGUAUAUCAUUGCACUGAUCAGAAACAAAAUUCCAAUCUCUUUUAUGUAUGCAACUGCCCGCCCACAUAUGUAUUGGGGAAAAUUUUCAGUAUUUAAUAGUUUACUUUUUUACACUUUCAAAUGAGAAAGUUAUGUGGUGUGUGUGCAUGUAUUAUUGUAUGUGGGUCGGGCCGAUGGGGGGAACUAUUUUUAAUAACAACAAAUAAUAAUUAUUAUUGUUAUUAUUAUUAUUAUCAUUAUUACGUGGCUAUUCUAAGUACUACAUACUACACAUACUAUACUAAUAGAAUGAAAACACAAACAAAUAUCCGCAGACGCUUCUAAUAACGGACUGAUUGUCUGGCCUAAUUAAAACUUCGAAAUUUUUUAUAUUAUUAUUUUUAGGAGUGAAACGUGUUUAAUCGUAUCUACCUGUACCACCACCACCCCUACAUUUUUUAACUACUAUGUCGUGGUGGUUGUCGUCAGCAUCAAUCAAUUUCACGUAACAAUAUGUACAUGUAAACUAUAACCAUCCAACCAACCAACCAACCAAAGUGCUUUAAUACCUCAUACUUACUUAUUCAACGCUCAAACCUAAUUUGAAACCCAAGGACGAUACAUUUUUUUCGAAUUUUCAAAACAAAAGACUAAACAAAUUAUUAUUACGCAUUUAUGUACUACUAUUAUUAUUAUUAUACAAGAACAAUAGAAAGAAGGAGGUACAAUAACUUAUCUACACAAAUUUUCUCUAGCUCGCAUGGUUUGUUACUUACUUAUUACUACUAUACUUUUUAUCCCUCCAACCCCUUGUUGGGAAUAACAUUAACGAGAAGAGAAGGAGGAGGUGUAAAAAAAGAAUGCAUAAUAAUUAUUAGAUUAUUAUUUCAUAUGAUAACCCUACUUGAUGAAACCAUCAAUAACAACUCGCGUCGUAACUUAUUCUACAACAGAUUGAUAAUAUAAUACUAACGGUUUGUAAUUGUAACUUGUAAAAAAUCUUAUUAAUAACUUAACUACGUAAAAUUAAAUUAGUCAUAUAGGUUCACGUAGAACAUAUUUAAAUUAUAGUAACUCUAAAUAUUGUACAACUAGUAAGGGCUACAGUUCUUCCGAAAAAAGCAACCAAAGCAAUUGCUUUCGCCUUAUUUACUCUCGUAUCGAAUUGAUGUGCCUUAUUGUCGAUAAUGAUGAUAAUAAUAAUAAAAUAUGAAGAAUGAACUGGUUCAAAAACAAA
Folsomia candida is the source of this 3201-nucleotide messenger RNA. RefSeq names its product coronin-6 (gene coro). The coding region runs from base 247 to 1788 and encodes 513 amino acids. Gene Ontology annotation, biological process: actin filament organization. Lineage: Eukaryota; Metazoa; Arthropoda; Collembola; Entomobryomorpha; Isotomidae. The transcript has 9 exons. Gene Ontology annotation, molecular function: actin filament binding. The record is from RefSeq and is a predicted model, not a curated record.